Messenger RNA from Mus caroli (Ryukyu mouse), 1735 nucleotides. It is a transcript of the gene Dync1li1, whose product is annotated as dynein cytoplasmic 1 light intermediate chain 1. The record is from RefSeq and is a predicted model, not a curated record. Gene Ontology annotation, molecular function: dynein heavy chain binding. Lineage: Eukaryota; Metazoa; Chordata; Mammalia; Rodentia; Muridae. Gene Ontology annotation, cellular component: cytoplasmic dynein complex; centrosome. Gene Ontology annotation, biological process: microtubule-based movement; microtubule cytoskeleton organization.
GCGGUCCGCUCCCGAGCCCCGAGCGUCCAUAUCCGGGUUCCGUCCGCCGCUGCCGCCACCGCCGUCGCCGCCGCCGCCUCGCUCUUCCAGCCCUGUCAGGAGUGGUGUGAUUCCCGACCAAGAUGGCGGCCGUGGGGCGAGUCGGCUCGUUCGGUUCAUCUCCACCCGGGCUAGCCUCGACUUACGCCAGCGGACCCCUAGCCAACGAGCUUGCGUCGGGCAGCGGCGGCCCCGCGGCGGGCGACGAUGAGGACGGGCAGAACCUUUGGUCCUGCAUCCUCAGCGAGGUCUCCACGCGCUCGCGCUCCAAGCUCCCGACCGGGAAGAACGUGCUGCUGCUGGGUGAAGACGGAGCUGGGAAGACAAGCCUCAUAAGAAGAAUUCAGGGCAUAGAGGAGUACAAGAAGGGAAGAGGACUGGAGUACCUGUACUUAAAUGUGCACGACGAAGACAGGGAUGAUCAAACAAGAUGUAAUGUAUGGAUCUUAGAUGGAGAUCUAUACCACAAAGGGCUACUCAAGUUCUCUCUGGAUGCCCUUUCUCUGAGGGACACUCUGGUCAUGUUGGUUGUUGAUAUGUCAAAGCCUUGGACUGCUUUGGAUUCCUUACAGAAAUGGGCAAGUGUGGUGAGAGAACAUGUCGACAAGCUGAAAAUCCCCCCUGAAGAGAUGAAGGAAAUGGAGCAGAAGUUGAUUAGAGACUUCCAAGAGUACGUGGAGCCAGGAGAAGACUUCCCAGCUUCCCCUCAGAGAAGAACCACUGGUGCGCAGGAGGACAGAGAUGACAGUGUUGUCCUGCCCCUGGGUGCAGACACACUCACACACAACCUGGGCCUACCAGUGCUCGUCGUCUGCACGAAGUGUGAUGCCAUUAGUGUAUUGGAGAAAGAGCAUGACUACAGAGAUGAGCACUUCGAUUUUAUCCAGUCUCACAUCCGCAAGUUCUGUUUACAGUAUGGCGCAGCGCUGAUUUACACUUCAGUAAAAGAAAACAAGAACAUAGACUUAGUUUAUAAAUACAUCGUCCAGAAGCUGUACGGGUUCCCGUACAAGAUCCCUGCGGUGGUGGUGGAGAAGGACGCAGUGUUUAUUCCAGCAGGGUGGGAUAAUGAUAAGAAAAUAGGAAUAUUACAUGAAAAUUUUCAGACUUUGAAAGUAGAAGAUAAUUUUGAAGACAUCAUAACCAAACCUCCUGUCCGAAAGUUUGUGCAUGAGAAGGAGAUCAUGGCAGAAGAUGACCAAGUGUUUCUGAUGAAGCUACAGUCUCUUUUAGCAAAGCAACCUCCAACUGCAGCUGGAAGGCCUGUGGAUGCAUCACCAAGAGUCCCUGGAGGCUCCCCUCGAACACCAAACAGAUCUGUGUCAUCCAAUGUUGCCAGUGUGUCCCCCAUCCCUGCUGGAUCCAAAAAAAUUGAUCCAAACAUGAAAGCUGGAGCAACCAGCGAAGGGGUCCUGGCGAAUUUCUUCAACAGUCUGUUGAGUAAGAAGACUGGCUCUCCUGGAGGCCCCGGGGUCGGCGGCAGUCCUGGAGGAGGGGCUACGGGUGCAAGCCCCAGUUUGCCACCAUCCGCCAAAAAGUCAGGCCAGAAACCUGUGCUUUCAGAUGUUCACGCAGAGCUAGACAGAAUCACACGGAAACCUGCUUCUGUUUCUCCUACAACACCUACAUCUCCUACGGAAGGGGAAGCCUCCUGAAGAUACCAAACAAAGCCAUUUGUUCAUUCUUCUGGGUAAUG